Messenger RNA from Danaus plexippus (monarch butterfly), 7761 nucleotides. RefSeq names its product serine/threonine-protein kinase Genghis Khan (gene gek). Gene Ontology annotation, biological process: actomyosin structure organization; peptidyl-threonine phosphorylation. The transcript has 47 exons. Gene Ontology annotation, molecular function: ATP binding; protein serine/threonine kinase activity. The coding region runs from base 253 to 5589 and encodes 1778 amino acids. Gene Ontology annotation, cellular component: cytoskeleton; cytoplasm. The record is from RefSeq and is a predicted model, not a curated record. NCBI's taxonomy places the organism in Eukaryota, Metazoa, Arthropoda, Insecta, Lepidoptera, Nymphalidae.
UAAUGGCAACUGCUUAUAUGGUAACAUUUUUAGUGUCUUCGACUCUCCUAGGAAAAUGUCUGCUUUCGAAAGACUUGAAAAUAAAUUACUAGCUAUUAAUUGAUAGUUUUAUUGAUAAUUGAUAAAAGUUUAAUAAAUAACAGAAACUUUGAAAAUGGAACACAAUCGGACCGAUUGCUAGUUUAAGUGUUAAGUGCAAGUGUUCAGGACAUGAUCCGUUUUGUAUUAACCUGAUUGUGUCAGUGAAUAACAAUGUCCGACGAGGAAGAUUCAUCCCCCGACUGGGCGUUGGCCCCGACCAACAACAUACCAGUUCUAGGUAUAAAGCGUCUGAAGCAGAUAGAGACCAUGUUCAUAUCCCGCCGACUCCAGGGACCUCGUCCCCAGGGUCUGAGCGUGGAGACGCUCCUGGAUAUGCUGUUAGUUCUGUACGAUGAGUGCUGUAAUAGCAGCCUCAGGAGGGAGAAGGCAAUCGCUGACUUCAUACAAUACGUGAAGCCAGUCGCCACAGCUCUGAAGCGUCUCCGUCUGUCCCGGGAUGACUUUGAGCUGGUGAAGGUUAUCGGUAGGGGGGCCUUCGGGGAGGUGUGCGUGGUUAGAGCUAGCUUCAUGCAGGGCAGCGAGCCGGGUGCUAACAGUGCUGCAGCCUCGACCAGCAGUGACCGCGUCUACGCUAUGAAGAUACUCAACAAGUGGGAGAUGUUAAAGCGAGCUGAUACAGCGUGCUUCCAAGAAGAGAGAGACGUCCUCGUGUUCGGUGACAGGAGGUGGAUCACCAACCUACACUACGCCUUCCAAGACGAACAUAACCUGUACCUGGUGAUGGAUUACUACUGCGGCGGUGACCUCUUGACCCUGCUGUCCAAGUUCGAAGAUCGACUUCCUGAAGAUAUGGCGCGGUUCUACUUAGCCGAGAUGGUGCUAGCCGUGCACAGCGUGCACGAGCUGAAAUACGUGCAUCGUGACAUCAAACCUGACAAUGUUCUAUUGGACGCGAGCGGUCACAUACGACUCGCGGACUUUGGAUCCUGUCUGAGGCUAGGGGACGAUGGAAAGGUUCAAAGUAACGUAGCUGUCGGCACACCGGAUUACAUAUCACCCGAGAUACUGAGGGCCAUGGAAGACGGUCAGGGUCGAUACGGCCCCGAGUGCGACUGGUGGUCCUUGGGUGUGUGUAUGUACGAGAUGCUGUUCGGCGAGACUCCGUUCUACGCGGAGUCGCUGGUGGAGACGUACGGCAAGAUCAUGAACCACGCCCGCUGCUUCCACUGCCCGCCGCCCGACGAGCUGGCGCCCCAGGUCUCGGAGGAAGCGAAGGAUCUCAUUCGCAGAUUGAUAUGUUCGUCAGAGACUCGUUUGGGAAGAAAUGGCUUACAAGAUUUCAAGAGUCACCCAUGGUUCGCGGGGUUGGAGUGGGAGAACGUGAGAGAGAUGGCAGCACCAUUCGUACCGGACGUGUCCAGUCCCACUGAUACAUCCAACUUUGAUGUGGACGAUACUGACAUACGGUUAUCCGAGGCUGUGCCCCCGCCCCGUGCAUCGGGCGCCUUCUCUGGUCUCCACCUGCCGUUUGUAGGCUUCACAUUCACUGGAGGUUCGAGACUGUGUGACCUCGGCCCGCCGACACCUCUCAGUCCAGCCAAGAACGCCACCAAACAGGCGCCGUCAAACGCCAGCGAUCGUGCAGCGCUUGCAGCGCUUGAACGCGAGAACGCUUUGUUAGCACACACGCUGGCCGACCUUCGUGCAGCAGCUGGACAAGAAGAAUCGACAGCACUCGCAGAAGAAAUAGAAGCUCUGAAAAAGAGGAAUUGUGAAUUGGAAGCGCAGUUGAAGAGAUUCGAACAAGUGAACGCUUCUAUAGGAACACAGGAGAUCUCGUCAUCACCUCAAGAACUGGCAGCCAGGGUCAAGGAUCUGGAGGUCCUUGUGAACGCUCUGAACAUAGAGAAGGAAGAACUGAUAAAAGAUAAGAACGACACCGUAGAAAAACUCAUGUUACAGGAUAAGGAAUUGAAAGACGCUGUCAGUCAACGCAAGCUGGCUAUGGCGGAGUACAACGAGGUGACAGACAAGCUGGCCGAGCUGAGGCAACAGAAACAAAAACUAUCUAGACAGGUCCGUGACAAAGAGGAAGAGUUGGAGGUGGCGAUGUCCAAAAUUGACGCUCUGCGGCAGGACAUACGGAGAGCUGAGAAAUCCAGGAGAGAUUUAGAGGCGAGGCUAGAUACAGCGUUGAAUGAAGCCGCCAAGGAAAGAAAAGUCCGUGAAGAGAGUGUUCGUCUGGCGAGGGUCGAGGAGACAGGAGUGUCACCAGCACAAGACGUGGCCAGGCUACAGGCGGAUAUAGAGGCGCUGGAGGCUCAAUAUUCGGAGUCGCUCUCCCAACAGCAGGCCAGGUAUGCGGCUGAGCUGGCGGCGCUCAGGGAACAGUUGCAUGAGGGAGACGCUCUCAGGAACAGGCUUAACAGGGAGCUGCAGACGUCCAAAGAUAAGUUGGAGAGUCGCAGGAUGGAACAACUGAACGACAGUGAGGACAAACAGAUGUUGAUCAACGAGAACAGGAAAAUGGCCAAGGACCUGGACGCUAUGGCGGAGAACGGUCGGCGGUGGCAGGCGGAGAGACGAGCUAUGGAACACGAGCUGGAGGAGCUCAGGUCCAAGAGAGAUUCCAUGCAGCAUUGGGAGACUCAGAUUGCUGAUAUAAUAAGAUGGGUGUCUGAUGAGAAGGAGGCUCGGGGCUACCUGCAGGCCCUCGCUACCAAGAUGACAGACGAGUUAGACUACCUCAAACACGCGAGUGCCCCCCGUCCGACCGCAUCCCCUCCCGCCGCGCCCCCGCCCCCCGGAGCCGGCUGGAGGAACAGACGCUCGCAGAAACUGGACAAGAUGGAGAUACUGACUCUACAGUCAUCACUACACUCAGAGAUACAGGCCAAGCAGGCUGUGGGAGAGGAGCUCAGUAGGACCAGGGCCGAACUGCUAGCUAGUCAGAGAGAGCUGUUGGAGACCAGGCAGCGUUUGGACUCGCUGGCUCAUGACAUGAAGCGGAAGGAACAACACAUCAGGGACAUGCAGGCUAAGUUGGACACGCCGCACCAGGGGAACUCCUCCAGGCAAGGUUCCGCCAAGUCUUCCAGCUACUGGAGCGGUAAAGAAGACAAUGUUUUGGAUCGUCCGCCGUCACAGAUGAGCUAUUUGGAGCAGUUCCUCAAGGACGCGCCCCAGGAACGACAUUACGACAAUGUGGCCUCUAUGAACAACGAGCAGAAGAUGUCGCCGCCGUACCGUUAUAGGAAUGUUCAGCAUUGUUGUAACGCUAAGCUGCUGUACGGCUCCCAGCAAUCUACGGUAUUGUCGGGGUCGGUGGAGUCCCCUGACGAGUUGGGGCCUCGCCCCGCCUCGCCGGCCUCCUGCAAGAGCUCACCCAGCGACAUGUCCACCUACACCGUGCAGGAGCCGGCGGGCGGCAAGCAGAAGGUGCACCAGUUCCUCAUGAGGAGCUUCAGCAGCCCCACCAAGUGUAACCACUGCACCUCCCUCAUGAUCGGGCUGACUCGUCAGGGCGUGGUGUGCGAGACGUGCGGGCUGGCCGUCCACACGAGGUGCUGCGGCCGGGUGGCGGCGCGCUGUCCCCUGCCGCCCGAGCGCUCCAGGAGACCGCUGGGCAUCGACCCCGCAAGGGGACAGGGGACGGCCUACGAGGGAUACGUCAAGGUGCCUAAGCCCGGCGGGGUCAAGAAGGGUUGGAUGCGCCAGUUCGUAGUGGUCUGUGACUUCAAACUAUUCCUCUACGACAUAUCUCAGGACAGGAACGCGGUGCCCUCAGUGUGUGUGAGCCAGGUCCUCGACAUGCGCGACCCUGAGUUCAGCGUGACCUCCGUCAAAGAUUCGGAUGUCAUACACGCCAGUAAACGAGACAUACCCUGCAUAUUUAGGAUAUCAACAUCCCAGCUGGAGGGGGAUCGUCGAUACCACACGCUGAUGUUGGCUGAAUCUGACUCGGAAAAGACCAAGUGGGUGGUCGCCCUCAGCGAACUGCACCGGAUACUCAAGAAGAACAAUCUGCCUGACAAAUGUGUGUAUGCUGCAGCGUCCCUGGCUGCUGGUGGCGGUUCAUGUUCGUUGGGCGCGGUCCGCGGCGCUUCGUGUGCGGCGCCGCUAGAGGGCGCUCGUCUAGUGCUGGGAGGAGACUUCGGUCUUGCCCUGCUGGACUUGGAGCGAGCUGAACUGGUGCCCAGGAGACAGCACGCGCCCGUACACACGCUGAGAUACGUCAUGGAAGAACAACUACUAGUGGUGAUAUCUGGCCGCGGUCGCAAUGUCCGGUUGGUGCCUCUGAGGGCGCUGGAGUGCCCCGAGGCGGAGAGCGUCAAGCUGUCCGAGGCCAAGGGAGCGGUGGACCUCGCCGUGGGGGAACUGCACACAGGGGUCUACGGGUUCGCUGUGGUCUGCAAGCGACAGAACUCGUGGGUGGUGAUCGUGUACGAGAUCACCCGCACCGCGGCCCGGCGCUGUCGCGUGUCCGAGCUGAGAGCCCCCGCGCCUGUACUGAGCGUGCAGCUGGUCAGGGGUCGACUUGUGCUGGGCUACCGAGGGGCGAUCGUCGCCCACACGCUGCAUCCACACCCACACCCCGCCGUCUCGCUGGUGCACCCUGAGAACCAGGUGGGCGUGUUCCUGUCCAACUCGGGCGCGCGGCCGCUGUGCGCGCGGCCGGCGGGCGGCGACUGGCUGCUCGUGUUCACGGCCCUGGCGCUGUACGUGGACCGAGCGGGCCUCCGCGCCCGGGACACCGAGCUCAUGUACACGGCGCACCCGCAGCACUACGCCAUCAACGACACGCACCUGUUAAUCUUCACGACGUCUCACAUAGACGUGUACGAGAUCGAGUCCGGCGACUGGGUGCAGACUAUCAAUUUACCCAACGCCCGGCCCUUGGACGAGUGCGGGUGGAUCGUGUUGGUCUGUGGCGGCGGGCCCUCGGGCGCCUUUCCCUUCAACACGGACGCCGCGCCCUACCUGGUGUACCUCAGGCCCCUGCUCGGAGGCGGACCUCUGAACCUGGAUCACUCGUGGUACGGAACCAACAAGAGGCGGUUCUCAGUCAGGGAACAAUCACACCAGGCUAUCGAGGCCCACAACAGACUGUCCGAGCGCCGUUCGCGUCUCAUAUCAGCUCCCAGCAACUUCGCCCACGUGUCCCAUAUGGGUCCCGGGGACGGCAUCCGCUCACAGAGGCUACUCGACCUGCCCACCACCCUGGAGACGGCCGACACGCACCAGAUGUUCGGCAGCCGCGAGAGCAGCAAGCGGACCUCCCCGCUCACCAUAUCCCAUCCCGCGGGGUCGUACAACGGUUCGUGGCGCACCCGGGCUCCGACGGAAGCUCCGCCCUCGCCGCCUCACAGGAUGGACAGGUCGGUGGGUGGAGGCUCGUGCGGUAGUGGCUCGGCCCUGGAGCGCUGCCUCACCCCGCUCAGCCUGGGCAGCAUGAGCUCGCUCCACGACGUGCUCAAGGUCGGGACGGAGCCGGAGCCCCACUCGGAGGACAGCGGCGGCGCUUCGCCCCCCAGACGCGAGCCCUGACGGUCGACGAGAUGAGCUCUGACAGACGAACACACGCCGCCAUCUAUAUCGAGAUAGCUUAGACAUGACAAGUCUAUCGCGGAGGCUGAAUCUAAUCUACGAAUGUAAAUUCUUCCACAGUUUGCGUUUUUUCAUAUGUAUACAGCGGAUCUUCCUUUUAUAAUCGACUCGCUCAUGGCCGAGGUCUUUGAAAAUUUGGUUCCUAUAUGUAAAGUAUGUCACCGCUCGGACACACACCUUCCAUAUGAUAAUAAUAUUAUGUAGUGACCCCAGUGGCUUUACGGUCAAUUAGUAUUAUAUAUUAAUAUAUAUAUUAUAUAAGUAGGUUUGUUUAUCCUUGUACAUAGGACGCCGGCCGACUCGCCUGCGGUUCUCGCUGAACCAUUUUAUAAUGAACUCUCGAAUCUGUAUUUCACUUUUAUCUCUGUAAGUCGCUCGCGUCGACGUAAAUUAUUGCAAAAUUAUUUUAGCUAAUUUUUUUUUUAUAUGUAUUCUGUUGAAUAAUCUCGUGUUUAAAUCUCAGUAAAUAGAUUUUUACUUAUAUUGAAAUGUAUGUAGUUUAAGGAUUUUUAAAUUAUUUAUUGAGCUUCGCCUUAACCGACCGCCAUUUUUUUCGACCGUUUUCGCACCGCCGAAUAUUUUUUAUUUAUUAAUAUGUGAUUAAUAUUAUUUAAAAUGUAGUGUAUUGUUAUAGCUCGAAUCGAAGUUGAUUUCCUAGGUACAAGUAGUUGUGAGCGCAGGGUUGCCGGAUGCUUAUAAUUUAUUCAACGAAAAAGGCUGUUUUAGAUAUGAACUCGAUCCCAUUACGGCAACCCUACUGUAAUUAACGGUACCACGACCACUGCCAGUAAAGGAAAUACGCAUCUCGGUUUAUACUGGACUUGUGUUGUUUACUUAUAGCGACCAGUGUAAGCCGAGCCCCGACCGUCACGACCAAUUUUGAAACCGAUUCUUCCGAUUUGUUUAAACUAUAAUUAUAUGAGAUUACAAGCGCGUGUAAUUUACAUUACUUGUAGAGUACCCGCGCUGCUGAGGUAACCGUGUUUUUAAUAUAAGCGUUUUUUUAAUUUCACCGAAAUCUCAUCAUUGUGACAUUAAUGUAGGUAGUUUGUAAUUUUUUUUAACAAUCUAGUCUUUUGUUUGUUUAUUUUUUUUAAUUAUUUUUUUUGUGAACACGACAAUUUACUCUUAUCGUUUAGUUUAAGUUUAAAUGUACGGAUAAUGUUAGUUGUGUGAUGUAUACACAUGCGCACGAGGCGCGUCCAAAGAUGCUUUGUAAGAAUGAAAAUAUGACAGUUUUGUAUUGAAGGAAUGUUUUCUAAAUUAAAUGUAUUAUGUUUUAAUGUAAAAUAUGUAACUCGAGCUGAACGUGAGCUGAUGUUGUGAGAUGUGUUUGGUUUCAGUUGAGACGGAUGGUUGGGAUGCGCUCAGGAGGACGGGGUCUCAUGAGCUGUUUGUAGAAACGCGAUGGAAUGAACUUGAGAUGAGAUAUGUUAGGGUUUUAAGCGUUAUAAGGAUCUCACAGUAAACAUUAUGAAUUUCAUCGAAGUGUAUUAGAAGAUAUAUAUAUUCCUUAAUAUACUUUUAUUAAUCUUGAAAAUAAAACUAUUUGGUAUUCGUAAUGAAAACGUUAAUACACACACACACACACACACACAUAUAUAUAUAUAUAUAUAAAUAUAAUGUGUGUGUGUGUGUGUGUUAACCUCCAGGAGCGCAUCCCGAAAGUUGUCUUUUGAAUCCGAUCAGUUCAGUAUGUUGUAUGAAAUUUUUAUAAUCUUUCAAUUUUAUAUACAUUGUAUACCGCUUCCUUACCGAGGCCGACACGCGACAUCUCUUAUGACCCAUUCGGUGUUGGACCUCCUAUAUAUAUGGAUUUAUUACUCGUAGCACUCAUUAGUACUUAACAGCGCCGUCGCCGGGUCCGCGCCGCGCGACGCUGGACCCUAUCCCCUGACAAUAAGGUUCUAAAGGUCGCUUCCAGUUCGCCGUUUCCGUUGGACACAUUAUAUGUCGAAUUGUUCAUACGCUUAAAUAAAUGUAUAAAGUUCUGAAGUAUUAUAUACCAGUGACGUCACCGACUGUCCUCAGCUGUGUAAUAAGUUAUUGAACUACGAUACGAGUACGUCAUUACUUCGUGUAAAUAUCUGAUUAAACGGAAAAUAAACUACC